Molecule: messenger RNA, 1021 nt
Organism: Hibiscus syriacus
Lineage: Eukaryota; Viridiplantae; Streptophyta; Magnoliopsida; Malvales; Malvaceae
Product: ras-related protein Rab7-like
Exons: 7
Coding region: 63-686 (207 amino acids)
Cellular component (GO): vacuolar membrane
Molecular function (GO): GTP binding; GTPase activity
Source: RefSeq, a predicted model, not a curated record
AAAAUAUAUAAAAUCUCAUAAUUUCCCUGCAAUUACUUAAAAAAAAUCUGAUAUCUGAUUCAAUGGCUUCUCGUCGGCGUAUGCUUUUAAAGGUUAUAAUUCUCGGCGACAGCGGGGUUGGGAAGACAUCUCUCAUGAAUCAGUAUGUUAACCGUAAGUUCAGUAAUCAGUACAAAGCGACGAUUGGAGCCGAUUUUUUGACAAAAGAGUUUCAGUUCGAAGAUAGACUGUUUACAUUGCAGAUAUGGGAUACUGCGGGUCAGGAAAGAUUUCAAAGUUUAGGUGUGGCUUUCUAUCGGGGUGCUGAUUGCUGUGUACUUGUGCAUGAUGUUAAUGUCAUGAAGUCCUUCGAUAAUCUUAACAACUGGCGAGAAGAGUUUCUGAUUCAGGCGAGUCCAUCUGACCCUGAAAACUUUCCGUUUGUUGUGCUGGGAAACAAGGUUGAUGUUGAUGGUGGCAACAGUCGAGUGGUUUCUGAAAAGAAAGCGAAGGCAUGGUGUGCAUCAAAGGGAAACAUACCAUAUUUUGAGACCUCUGCAAAAGAAGGAUUCAAUGUUGAAGCUGCAUUUGAGUGCAUAGCCAAAAAUGCUCUCAAGAAUGAACCUGAAGAAGAAAUCUACCUUCCUGAAACCAUUGAUGUUGCUGGCGGAGGACGGCCACAGAGAUCUACAGGCUGCGAAUGUUAAAUGAGUCAUCAUCAGAUGGGGCUUCAUAUAUCAAAACGCGAAAACAGCUGCAGUAGAUUUCUCAUUCCUAUAUGUUAAAUUUGCAGGUUCUGACGAUUAGUAUUAAACUAGGGAUGAGAGUUGUCAUAUAAAGAUUGGAUUUUGUGUAUCAUAAGUUGGUUAGUGAUCCUCCUCUUGUCUAUUUCUUUCAAUUUACCAAAAGAAAUAAUUGUUGGUUAGUCGAUAGUCAUGUUAAAAAAGUAAUUGUACCAUGCCUCCAACGUCCUAUGUUUAUGCCACCUAUAAUUCUGUAGUAAAUGUGGAACUUCUGUUGAAUUCCUUCUCUUGUUUCUCAU